GUUUUAUUUGAAAGUCUGAUUUAAAAUCUUUGCCAGGAAUGUAUAUUUAGUAGUACAAAGACGGUAAUCAAUAUUGUAAAGCGCCCUCUAGCAACCCCGGUGUUAUUAAUUUCACUUUCCUUUUACCGCCAUGUCGGACAGCGGAUCAGAGUGUGGCGAUGGACCUUGGGUUGCAUACAAAGAAAGAGAAGAAUGGAAGGAUGUUUCGCCUGUGCCACAGGACGACGGACCACACCCAAUUGUUCAGAUAGCAUAUUCGGAAAAAUUCAGGGAUGUUUAUGAUUAUUUCCGUGCCAUUGUUGCCAAGAAAGAGAUAAGUGAUAGGGCAUUAGACCUGACCAAAGACGCAGCUGAGCUUAAUGCAGCCAAUUACACAGUAUGGCACUACAGAAGAACUAUAAUGAAAGAAUUAAAGAAAGAUCUGAAAGAAGAAUUACGAUAUAUAACACAAGUUAUUACAGAGCACCCUAAAAAUUAUCAAGUUUGGCAUCACAGAAGGGUCAUAGUGGAAUGGUUAGGAGAUCCAAAAGAAGAAUUAGAAUUUACUGCAAAAAUACUUAGAGGGGACGCAAAAAAUUACCAUGCUUGGCAACAUCGGCAAUGGGUUAUUAGAGAAUUUAAUCUAUGGGAUAAUGAAUUAGAUUAUGUCAACAAAUUACUCGUAGACGACCUAAGGAACAACUCAGCCUGGAAUCAACGAUAUUUUGUCAUCAACAACACAACAGCUUUCAACGAUGAAGUUGUCGAUCGUGAAGUCAGUUACACACAAGAUUUCAUCAAAAAAGCCCCCAACAAUGAAAGUGCAUGGAACUAUUUGAAAGGGGUGUUGUUAGACCGUGAAUUAAGUACAUAUCCUGGUUUGAUGGAAUUCUGUCAACAACUAUACAAUGACAGAUAUCGAUCACCCUAUUUAAUAGCUUGUAUGAUUGAUGCAUACGAAGAAAUGUUAGAAAAUAAUAAUGGUGAUCAAGAGGAAACACUCAAAAAAUCUGUACAGAUGUGCACAUCAUUAGCAGAUGAAUUUGACACUAUAAGAAGUGAAUAUUGGAACUAUGUAUCUCGUGUUUUAUCAAAUAAAUAUGGACAAAGUACAACACCAACAACAGAACAAAGUGUUGUAUCAUAGCAUCAGCUCAAUAUAGAAUGUUUGGUUAACCUCACUUGUCUUCGUAUGCAUUCCCAUGUAUACGUGUGAUUAUACACUUAUCCUCCAGCCAUUUUGUGUAAUUGCAUUAUGCCAUGAGCAUAUUUAAACCAACACUGCUAUAUGAGUCUGUGUGUAAAUAGUUUUUAAAACAUAUUGUUAAUAGAUAACGGAAUACUAGAUGUUUUCACAGAUGUAGAAAGAUUGUUGUUUGCAGAAAUAUUCACUUCUCAAGUCAACACGGAAGAAAAUUCAAUAGUUUGUUUUAUGGGUUGUUUCAAAUGUAACGCAAAAUCUUCUAUGAUAGUUUGUUUUAUGGGUUGUUUCAAAUGUAACACAAAAUCUUCUACUAGAAUAUGCAAUCAUACCACUGAAAUAUGAAAUUUUACAUCUUUUAAAGUAAAUGUUCAGAUCAAAAUGUUAAUACUGUAGAUAAAUACCUGUUUUUUUCUCCCAGUAAACAUUGUCAAGAAAUUAUAUGAAAUAAAUGUAUUACUCAAUUGUAAUGAUGAAAUUUUUGUUAUGUUAACAAUAGUAUAAAUUAGUUUUGAGAUGUGUUGCUCUGUGAGAAGGCUGCUUUAAUGGUUUUGUUAAGCGAAGCCAGGAUGUUCAUAUUUUGUUAUAUAUUUGUUUUCCCUUUAUAAUAAAAAGUCAAUAUAU
Mytilus trossulus (common blue mussel) is the source of this 1804-nucleotide messenger RNA. RefSeq names its product protein farnesyltransferase/geranylgeranyltransferase type-1 subunit alpha-like. The coding region runs from base 131 to 1126 and encodes 331 amino acids. Gene Ontology annotation, biological process: protein farnesylation; protein geranylgeranylation. Gene Ontology annotation, molecular function: CAAX-protein geranylgeranyltransferase activity; protein farnesyltransferase activity. Gene Ontology annotation, cellular component: CAAX-protein geranylgeranyltransferase complex; cytoplasm; protein farnesyltransferase complex. The record is from RefSeq and is a predicted model, not a curated record. NCBI's taxonomy places the organism in Eukaryota, Metazoa, Mollusca, Bivalvia, Mytilida, Mytilidae. The transcript has 8 exons.